Molecule: messenger RNA, 2442 nt
Organism: Vitrella brassicaformis
Lineage: Eukaryota; Vitrellaceae
Source: the annotation of a GenBank genome assembly
CUUGCCUGCCAUUUCGGUGCGUGAGUGAGUGAUGUAUGGCAUCCACUGGCAGUACUUGGAGGACGCUGACCGGCUCAACGACGAAAGCGCAUGGUUCUCCGUCGAGCAGGUCAACAGCAUCAUCAUCGAAUCCGCCUAUGAAGCCCACUUCACCGGCGUGUCUGGAGGUACACACACACAGACGACACGAUGCCAGUCAGCACACCACACACAUCCAAGUUAGUUGUGUGUUGUUGUUUGUCUGUCUGCUGCCGUGUGCAUCACUCUCACUUAGAUCCGUAUGUUGAUUUCGACCACAAGGGCAUCCCGAUGCGGCUCCACUGGCCGGAGGGCGUGGCCAUCGGCUGCAGGGGGCCAAGACCGGAGGACGUGUUCGUCAUAGCACUGCGGCGCGUCACGCCUGAGGACCAGAACCUCAAUGGGGCGGGCAGUGGUGGCCUGCAGCCGCAGCAGGUCGACGGGGUGAGUCAGGAUGCUUUCGCUGCCACUGGUAGUGGUGGUGGCCCUGCUGCUGCUGGUGGCAUGAGCACCGCCGGCCUCCUCAAGUAUGGGUGGUGAAUGCGCAACAACGGCACAUGUCCUCUGUAUGUGUCGUUUCCCCUGUGUGUUGGAUAUUUCAGUGGCACAUCCUCCUCUCACAGUGGCGGCACUGCAGUGACCUCUCGUCCAGCCGUCGUGCACCAGGGUCCCUCCACUCAUCAUCGGACGUCGGACGGCACUCCCACCACCCCGCCCACUCCCUCGCCAGCCCCCCGGCGUGAGCUGGAGCCGCGUGAAAUCCGGGAGGCCCCGUGGCGGGCACUCACCAUACCCAAAUUGAUGGAGCUGGUCGGUCAGCCCAGAUCUAUAAAAAUGCAUACAAUCAAAUUAAUUCCGUGGAUGCGAUGCGUGUGUCGAUUCUGUGUUGUGUUGUUGCGUUGUGCAGGGCCGUCCGGGGGUUGUGCCCGUCUUUAUAGACUUGGAGGACGUGUCGAGGCGUUACGCCAACAUGCGCUGCGACGGCAGCAGGGACCAGUACUGCCACUACGGCGUGGCCAAGGCCGUCGAGACCAUCGUCAGAGAAAUCGGCUCACAAAACCCCGUGGCCGUAAGCAAGGACGCUCGGCAGAGAGGGGGAGGGAGGGAGGGAGGGAGGGAGGGAGGGCCGGUCUCUGUGUGUGUGUGUCAUUUGUUGGAUUGUGUUGUGUUGUAUUGUGUCAGGUUUGGUGUCCCCAUUGGCUAUUCUACCAGCCGCCUGACGAAUGGGUGCAGACCAAGAAGAUCGUACAGGAAAACAGGAGCAUACUCAACGUAAGCUAGCUAGCAAGCCAGUCACCACACCCACACACACGAUACAAUGGGCUCAUGCGUGUGUGUGUGUGCGUGUGAGUGCCAUACAUCCAUCCCAUCGGUGGAUUGGAUCGGUUGUCUUGUCGUCCGUGUGUCAGAAUUUGCGCGACGACCAUCUGCUAUUUGUGGGCGAGAUGGAGGGGGACCGACUGUGGCACAAGAAAGACCUGGGCGACCGCGGGCAGUACAACCCAAACCUGAGGAAGAACAAACAGAGUGAGUCAGUGUGUGAGCUAGUGAGCAGCCACACGCACACUCUCACUCACACAAUGAAUGGGUCUGGUGGGUGCCUGCCUGCGUGUGUGCCUGUGUGCAGUUGUGAAGCUGAUGGUGGACAAGGUGUUGCAGAAACGAGGCAUUCUGGUGACCAACAACUCCGACCAAUUCAAGUUUUACGCACCGGUGGGUGCCUAAGUAUCCUCACACCGACCACACACACACACAGAUGUUAAUGUGCGUGUGUGUGUGGGCUGCAGGCGCAUGUGCUCGACUACCGGCGUUUGUUUCAGCGUCACGUGACGUACGUGUGGUGCGCCCUGGACGACGACCCCACCAACGACAUCUUCAGCCUCAACAUAGACCCCAACGGUCGGUCAGCGCCAGGCCAGCACAAUACACACACGACACCAACACAGCGACCGAUGAGUAUCCAUCCCUCCAGCCAUCCAUUGCCCAUCCAUCCAUUUCGAUGUGUGGUGGUGUGGUGUGCAGGCGGGAAUGAGCGGCUGGAGCACUUGCUGGGACAGUAAGUAGUUAGAUGCGCCAGACCAGACACGGAGAUGCCUGCCAGGGAUGGGUGCCCACCAUCCACAAGUGCGUGGCGGAGCUAGAUGUAGCGUUGGUUGCAUCCUUGGCGAGAUGCGAUGGCUGCGGGUGCAAGUGCUGCUCUGUCAGUCACGGCCUCUCAUGAAUGGAUGGCAGGCAGGUGUGCGAGAUGCAACCAACGACAGUCAGUGCCGGCCGGUGGGCGGUGUCUAGUGGCGUCUUGACUGACAGACUGUGGGCUGCUGGGCUGCUUGCUUACUUGUACAGCUCAUUCUAUGCGACGUACACAGCCCCGCCCAUCAUGCAUGCCAUAGGCCCCUCGCCUACACACAGCUGAAUCGUGUCUCA